Coccomyxa subellipsoidea C-169 is the source of this 1263-nucleotide messenger RNA. Its product is annotated as Bet v1-like protein. The coding region runs from base 169 to 870 and encodes 233 amino acids. The transcript has 4 exons. Gene Ontology annotation, molecular function: lipid binding. Lineage: Eukaryota; Viridiplantae; Chlorophyta; Trebouxiophyceae; Coccomyxaceae. The record is from RefSeq and is a predicted model, not a curated record.
CAGAUGACCCAAAUAAUAUUGCAAGUAAUGAUAUUUUGUACUAAAAUUGUGAUGUGAUCUUGACAUUUGCUGAUAGCCUCUGAAUAUUUUAUCUUGCGCACUUUUGCCUGUCGCAUUAGUCAGUUGAACUAGCUACAGUGUAGGUGCAUAUGAGGCACACACUCCAGCAUGUCACCUAGUGAUCUGCAGCUAUACAGCCCAUAUGCAGAAGGAAUGCGAUACCUGCUGGCGCAGUCUCCAGAUACUAGAGAUCUCGUUCCAGAGGAGAAUGAAGGCUAUUGGGAACCGAUCGGCAAGAAGAAAGACGUCAAGAUGUACAAGGAGAUAGCAAAGGCUCCAGAGAAGCUGAAUAAAACGAGGGGCAUCGGCAUCAUUGCCGCGCCUCCAGAGCUGGUGGCGGCAGUGGUUGCGGAUGAGUAUGAAGCUUGGGACGACUGCAUCAAGGACCUGAAGACACUCACAUCCGAGAGGGACCCUGCCACCGGUGCACUUGUGGAGAUCUGCUGGACCAGAUAUUGCCUGCAGGUGCCAAUGCUGAAGGACAGGGACUUCUUGUACCGGGAGGUCACGCAGAAGCUUCCCAAUGGGGUGAUAAUCAUAUACGGCCAAUCCCUGAGCCAGGAGGAGGAGCAGCAGGUGGAGGGUGUGCCCUGCAUGAAGGGUGUGAUCCGAGGGGAGAUGGGCGCCUCUGGCUGGGUAAUUGCCCCCCUCGACGGCGGUGCUGCCUCCAGCGUCACUUACGUGGCCCUCACAGAUCUGAAGGGAAAGUUUCCUCCGGCGCUUGUGAAUCAGUUCACUCAGGACGUUCCUCUCACAGUCCACGAUGUGAGGAAAGUGGUCCUGAAGAAGUUGGCUGCUCAACAUAAGUGAGACAUGCACAUGCAACUGUGAGCCGCUUGGGGAGGAUCAAGAAUCCGCUUGAAGGGUCCCGCAGAUCUCUGGAGUCGGAUCCAAAGUUGCCGCAUUGCCAAUGCAGUGCACGUUCAUCAUAGAGGAUUGAAGAGAGAUCAAUGUCAGAUCAGUACUGUAGUAUGUGGGUUUGAGAGUGACUGUUCAGAGUCUGGGAACUUGUACUUUUCAUUCGAUGUACUGGUCAAGUAUAAAAGGUCGACUUGAUCUUGACGAUCGAUCUGUAGCCUGUUAACGUUAUUGCUGGUAGUUCUGAAGUAUCGUUGACAUCAUCUUUACCAAAGCGCUGUUGCUAAUCGGCUCAUAUGCCGCCAGGGCGAUGGUGCAUUUGAGCUGUUAGAAAGCAUAUAUUCC